AUGAAGCUCACUCAGGCCGCCGUUUACGCCAUCUUGGCCUACACUGCCGUCGCUCUUCCCACCGCACCCAUGGGCAAAGCUGACAUGGGCAAGGCCGACAUUGCCAGGAGGGAUGGCGGCAAGGCCGAUGUGGCUGGAAAGGCAGACUAUGCCCGCGACCUGGGCAAGGCUGAUGUUGCCGGUAAGGCCGAUAUCACCAGGAGGGAUGGCGGCAAGGCCGACGUGGCUGGCAAGGCAGACAUUGCUCGUCGGGAUGGCGGCAAGUCCGAUGUUGCUGGCAAGGCCGACGUGGCCAAGAGGGACGGCGGAAAAGCCGACGUGGCUGGAAAGGCCGACGUUGCCCGCAGGGACGGCGGCAAGUCAGAUGUUGCCGGUAAGGCAGACGUAGCCAAGAGAGACGGCGGUAAAUCUGAUGUUGCUGGUAAGGCAGACAUCGCUCGCCGUGAUGGCGGUAAGGCCGACGUCGCCGGCAAGGCGGACGUGGCCCGCAGGGAUGGUGGCAAGUCAGAUGUUGCCGGUAAGGCGGACGUGGCCCGCAGGGACGGCGGUAAGGCCGAUGUGGCUGGCAAGGCAGACAUAGCCAAGAGGGACGGUGGCAAAGCCGACGUUGCCGGUAAGGCAGACGUCGCUCGCCGUGAUGGUGGCAAGGCGGAUGUCGCCGGGAAGGCCGACAUGACUAAGAGGGACGGUGGCAAAGCCGACGUGGCCGGAAAGGCGGACGUGGCCCGCAGGGACGGCGGAAAGGCCGACGUUGCCGGUAAGGCGGAUAUCGCUCGCCGCGAUGGCGGAAAGGCCGACGUUGCCGGUAAGGCGGAUAUCGCUCGCCGCGAUGGCGGAAAGGCCGACGUUUCCGGCAAGGCUGAUGUCGCUCGCCGCGAUGGCGGAAAGGCCGACGUUGCCGGCAAGGCGGAUAUUGCUCGUCGCGAUGGUGGCAAAGCUGACGUUGCCGGUAAGGCUGAUGUUGCCCGCAGGGACGGCGGCAAGGCCGAUAUGGAAGACUCUUACUAA
Messenger RNA from Pyricularia grisea, 1008 nucleotides. RefSeq lists its product as uncharacterized. Bases 1 to 1008 code for a protein of 335 amino acids. The transcript has a single exon. NCBI's taxonomy places the organism in Eukaryota, Fungi, Ascomycota, Sordariomycetes, Magnaporthales, Pyriculariaceae. The record is from RefSeq and is a predicted model, not a curated record.